AUGUCUCUCGACCGCUCUCCUUCAGCAGAGGACAGACGACGCGCCGAAAUAGUCUCCAGGCACCUCGACCCCGCCUACACCGCCCAACUCGAAGACGCAUCACCCCCCUCCCCUCCUCGCAGCUCUCACAUAACGCAAACCUCGCAGAGCUCCAAUGGCUCGGCACAGGAGCACGAGAGCUCUCUGAAACUGCAAGGAGGAGAUAUCCAUCGUGAUCUCUACAAAAUCAGUGAACGAGGGCGAGGGAGUCCAAUCCAAAGAGCGCAGACAUUCUCGCAUCCCCAGAGACCGAGCUUGGUGGAAACAGCUGCAGAGCAAAGAGAGCCUGGUGGUUUUCGACGUCACUAUGUGUUACAGCAGCGUGCACAGAGCUACGCUGCUCCGAUUACAAGGAACUUUGUCGCUUUUCUGGAUCUAUAUGGCUCCUUUGCAGGGGAGGAUCUCGCAGACUCGGACGAUGAGAAUGCGAUUGAGGAUGAAGAAGACGAAGAGGAACAACGACUAUUGGCAGGAGACGGACAAGAUGGGGAAAGAAGACCGCUGAUUGGGAGACGGAAGACUUCAAGAGCUGCUAGCAGGCCAGGUGAUGCCUCUCUCACCAGGACAUUCUUCUUGCUACUCAAAUCAUUCGUUGGGACCGGCGUACUGUUCCUGCCAAAGGCUUUUAAGAACGGUGGCUUGUUGUUCUCAUCCAUCGCCCUUGUGACAGUAUCCGCAGUCUCUUGUAUGGCUUUUCACCUCCUCUUACAAUGUCGGGCACGAUAUGGUGGAGGAUACGGUGAUAUCGCAGAGGCUGUGGGAGGCAAAAAGACACGUUCAAUCAUCUUAGCCUCGAUUUCCCUCUCUCAACUAGGCUUCGUUUGCGCGGGCAUCAUCUUCUUCGCCGAGAACGUGUACUCUUUCCUAAAAGCCGUGCUCAAAGCUCCAUCCCCGCUUUCAAUUAGAGCUCUCAUCGGAAUCCAGCUCUUUGUCCUCAUUCCACUAGCCUUUAUCCGCAACAUCUCCAAACUGGGCGGGGCAGCCUUACUCGCAGACGUUUGCAUCAUGCUUGGACUCAGCUACAUCUAUUACUUCGACAUCUCGACCAUCGCCCACGAUGGCCUCAACGACACCAUCCGGCUGUUCAAUCCCCGAGACUUCACACUCACAAUCGGAAGUGCGAUCUUCACAUUCGAAGGCAUUGGCCUCAUUCUGCCCAUCCAAUCGUCCAUGAAACAACCGCAGAAAUUCGAGAGGCUGCUCUUCACUGUAGUUUUGAUCAUCACCGUUGUCUUCCUAUCAGUGGGUGCUCUGAGCUAUGCUACAUUCGGCGACAAAACUACAGUCGAAAUCAUCAGUAACCUUCCGCAAGAUAGCAAGCUCGUCAACGCUGUGCAAUUCCUGUACUCUCUCGCCGUCUUAGUCGGGGAUCCCGUGCAACUAUUCCCCGCCAUGAGAAUCAUCGAAGGAACUCUCUUCGGCCACCGCUCAGGAAAACGAGAUACAAAGACGAAGUGGAAGAAGAACGCUUUCCGGACGGGCAUCGUGUGUCUUUGUGGGAUUAUAAGUGCAUUGGGGGCUGCGGAUCUGGAUAAAUUUGUUGCGUUGAUUGGAUCUUUCGCAUGUGUACCGUUGGUGUAUAUCUAUCCGCCAUAUUUGCAUUGGAAAGGUGUUGCCGAGAGCAAGUAUUCGAAGCUGGGAGACAUUGCACUAAUGUGUCUUGGGUUAGUGGCGAUGAUCUACACGACUGCUGUUACAAUUAUGCGUUGGUCUGAAUCGUAG
Molecule: messenger RNA, 1761 nt
Organism: Hyaloscypha bicolor E
Lineage: Eukaryota; Fungi; Ascomycota; Leotiomycetes; Helotiales; Hyaloscyphaceae
Product: amino acid transporter
Exons: 1
Coding region: 1-1761 (586 amino acids)
Biological process (GO): amino acid transmembrane transport
Molecular function (GO): amino acid transmembrane transporter activity
Source: RefSeq, a predicted model, not a curated record